GGUAAAGCCUCCAGCUGCCCUGCGCGGUGUGUUUUGGUUGCAGCUCGGCGGCUGAGAGACUCGAACCCGGACCGACCCCGAACCAGAACCCGGACCCUGUUCUCUUCUCUCGGAGCAGACAUGAGAAUUUUAAUCGGUGGAGGGUCAGGGUUUGUUGGCCGUGAACUCACUAAACUCCUAAAGGUCAAAGGUCAUGAAGUCACCAUUAUAUCACGACAGCCUGGUCCGGGCCGGAUCACUUGGACUGAUUUGGAGUCCGCUGGUCUUCCUGUGUGUGAUGCUGUAGUCAACCUUGCUGGAGAAAACAUCUUAAACCCACUGAGAUGGUGGAGUGAGACGUACAGAGCCCAGGUGUUUAACAGCCGCCUGAACACCACCAGGAGUUUAACUCGCUCCAUCACCUCCUCCACAACACCUCCUCACUCCUGGGUCCUCGUCACUGGAAUUGCAUGUUACAGAGCCAAUGUAGAGACUCCGUACACUGAGGACAGCCAGUGGACGACCUUUGACCUUUGGUCUCAGCUGGUGAAGGAGUGGGAGGAAGCGGGACGACUUCCUGAAAACACCAGUAAAACCACCAAACAAGUCGUCAUCAGAUCAGGCGUGGUUCUGGGGCGAGGCGGUGGUGCGAUAAAGCAGAUGCUCAUCCCAUUCUGGCUCGGUUUAGGAGGAACGUUGGGUUCAGGAAAUCAGCCCUUUCCUUGGAUUCACGUCUCAGAUUUAGCCGGGAUAAUCGCUCACUCCCUCGAUCCGUCCCGUACUCCCGCUUCCUCUCAGCCGGAGGUGUUUAAUGGAGUCGCACCGGCUCUGAACACCAACCGUGAGUUCACGCGGGAGCUGGGUCGAGUCCUGAAACGCCCCACGCUACUUCCUGUUCCCGAAUUCUUCCUGAGAGCCACUCUGGGCCAGGAGAGAGCCGUGAUCCUGACGCAGGGCCAGAGAGUCGUCCCGAAGAGAACUCUGGAGUCGGGAUUUCAGUUCCAGUAUCCGGAUUUAACCUCGGCACUGCGACAGAUUCUCUCACGCUAAUGAUCAGAAGACGGUUUUGGCUGAACGUUUUUGUGCUGUCUGAAUUGCUAACUGGCUAACAGAGCAAAUUCAGCUGUCGUACAUGUUGUACUUGGUUGGAAUGAGAUUAGGUUGCUAAGUAGCCCGCAUUAUAUCUAACUAGCAGCAUAACUAUCUAGCAUGAUGACUCGCUGGUGGUUUACCCAGACAUCGUACAGAUUUGGUAUGGUUUAUUUACAAACUCAUUAGUAAAGCAAAUGAAAAUUCCCAUCAGCUGUACAAAAGUCCUAAUAAAUUUGUUCUAUUUUUGAAA
Neoarius graeffei (lesser salmon catfish) is the source of this 1321-nucleotide messenger RNA. It is a transcript of the gene sdr39u1, whose product is annotated as short chain dehydrogenase/reductase family 39U, member 1. The transcript has 6 exons. The record is from RefSeq and is a predicted model, not a curated record. Lineage: Eukaryota; Metazoa; Chordata; Actinopteri; Siluriformes; Ariidae. The coding region runs from base 121 to 1029 and encodes 302 amino acids.